Blastocystis hominis is the source of this 2468-nucleotide messenger RNA. RefSeq lists its product as hypothetical. Gene Ontology annotation, biological process: methionyl-tRNA aminoacylation. The coding region runs from base 476 to 2419 and encodes 647 amino acids. Gene Ontology annotation, molecular function: methionine-tRNA ligase activity; ATP binding. The transcript has 4 exons. The record is from RefSeq and is a predicted model, not a curated record. Gene Ontology annotation, cellular component: cytosol; aminoacyl-tRNA synthetase multienzyme complex. Lineage: Eukaryota; Bigyra; Opalinata; Blastocystidae.
UUCUUAACACUCCCGAAGGUGCUCUGGAAGGUGUUGUGGAGAUUUGCAAGUUCCUUGUUAAGGGCACUUCUCUUCUGGAUGACUGCUCUUACCUCGAGAAGAGCGAGGUUGCGAUUUAUUCUUCAUGCUUAUUCCCAGAGUUUUGCCGCGGCUUGCCGAGAGUUGUUCAAACUGUCUGCUGGCGGUUUGAAGGAUGUAUCUGACUCCUGCUCUGACGAAAUCAAGCAGGUCUACGCGAAUGUGCAUGCCUGUUAAGAUUUGGCUUAGCCCUCACGCCUAGUCCUGGACGAGAUCUCCGAGCAGCUGAGUGGCGACAAAGCGUUCUUCCACGGUGCGUUCCAUUCCCCCUUGCUCACCCUCAGGCGAUCAUCCCUCUCUGGACGAUUUCCUCAUCGUCUGCGCGAUCUACCCGUCCAUCGCCAAGAAGAGCGCCUACCCGUGCCCUCCCUCGCUCAGCAAGCGCUACCUCUCCUUCAUGAAAUACGUUAAGCGCAUCGCCGCCCUCGCCGUUCUCUCCGGCGACGCCCCCAAAAACGCCCCCACCUUCAUCGGCACGAGCAUUCUGGUCGCCCAGAAGUCCUGCCCCAAAACGGCCCCCAAACCCGCGGGAGCCGCUACGGCCAAAGCGCCUGCGGCCAAAGCGGACAAGAAGCAGUUCGCCUCUGCGGCCACGGCGGUGGCGACGGAGAAGCGGAAGCGGAUCUACGAUUCGCGCGAGAUUCUUCCGGUAGCGGGAGAGCAGAACAUUUUGAUCACGUCGGCAUUGCCCUACGUGAACAAUGUUCCGCACCUGGGCAAUCUGAUUGGCUGCGUGCUCAGCGCGGACGUCUUCGCGCGGUACUGCCGCGAGCGCGGGCUGAACACGCUGUACGUCUGCGGAACCGACGAGUACGGGACGGCGACCGAGACGCGCGCGCAGGCCGACCACAUGACCCCGCGGGAAAUCUGCAAUAAGUUCCACGCGAUCCACCGCGCGGUGUACGACUGGUUCGACAUCCACUUCGACUUCUUCGGCCGCACGUCGACCGAGGACCCGCGGAAAGACACGCAGAUCGCGCAGGGCAUCUUCAAGCGGCUGUGCGAGGAGGACCAGCUGGUGGAGCAGGAGAUCGAGCAGGUGUACUGCCACCAGUGCGGCCGGUUCCUGGCGGACCGUUUCAUCGAGGGCACGUGCCCGAUCUGCGGGUACCCGAAGGCGGGCGGCGACCAGUGCGACAAAUGCGGGAAUCUGCUGAACGCGACGGAGCUGGUGAACCCGGUGUGCAAAGUGGGCGGUCCGACGCACAAGGUGGAGAACCGCGUGACGAAGCAUCUGUUCCUGAAUCUGCCGAAGCUGGAGCCGGAGCUGCGCGCGUGGGUGGCGGCGACGUCGGUGGCGAACGACUGGUCGUCGAACGCGAUCAAUAUCACGAACGGGUGGAUCGAGAACGGGCUGAAGCCGCGGUGCAUCACGCGGGAUCUGAAGUGGGGCACGCCGGUGCCGCGGGAGGGCUACGAAGACAAGGUGUUCUACGUGUGGUUCGACGCGCCGAUCGGGUACAUCAGCAUCACGGCGAACUACACGAAGGAGUGGAAGCAGUGGUGGCAGAACCCGAAGGACGUGAAGCUGGUGCAGUUCAUGGGGAAGGACAACAUUCCGUUCCACACGGUGAUCUUCCCCUCCACGCUGAUCGGCACGCGCGACCCCUGGACCAAGGUGACGCAGAUCAGCUGCACGGAGUAUCUCAACUACGAGGACGGCAAGUUCAGCAAGAGCCAGGGAACCGGCGUCUUCGGCGACCAGGCGAAGGACACGAAUGUGCCCUCGGAGGUCUGGCGGUUCUAUCUGCUGUCGAACCGUCCGGAGCAGAGCGACUCGGCGUUCUACUGGGAGGAUUUGGCGGAGAAGAACAACAACGAGCUGCUCAAGAACCUCGGGAACUUCGUCCAUCGCUGCCUGUCCUUCGUGUACAACCGCAUGGACGCGACGGUCCCGCCGUGCGGCGCGAAGACGGAGCGCGAGCAGAAGCUGAUCGAGGCGGUGAACGAGACCUUGCAGAAAUACAACGAGGCCAUGAUGGGCACGCAUUUGAAGGCCGGAUUGAAGUGGGCCAUGGAGAUCUCGCGGCUAGGAAACCAGUAUCUGCAGGACGCCGAGCCGUGGACGGUGCUGAAGAGCGAUCCCGAGCAAUGCGGAACCAUCUGCUAUGUGGCGGUCAAUCUCGUGUAUCUGAUCAGCAAUGUGUUCGAGCCGUUCAUGCCUGGAUUCUCUGACAAGGUUUGCUACCAGCUGAACUUCGACCACGGAAAGAUUCCGGAUGUGUUUGAGGAGGUGAUUCCGGCGGGACACAAGAUCAACAAGAUCCUGCCCAUCUUUAAGAAGAUCGAGCCGGAGGAGAUUAAGGCGUACCGCGAGAAGUUUGGAGGAAAGAGCAACUAGAGCGAGUGAGCGAGUGAACUAGCUAGCUAGCGGGUAAAUAGGAUAUAUG